Molecule: messenger RNA, 1421 nt
Organism: Portunus trituberculatus (swimming crab)
Lineage: Eukaryota; Metazoa; Arthropoda; Malacostraca; Decapoda; Portunidae
Gene: aay
Product: phosphoserine phosphatase-like
Biological process (GO): L-serine biosynthetic process; dephosphorylation
Cellular component (GO): cytoplasm
Molecular function (GO): magnesium ion binding; L-phosphoserine phosphatase activity
Source: RefSeq, a predicted model, not a curated record
CUUAUGUCCGUGUGUCCGUCUGCCCGUGUGUGUGUGUGUGUGUGUGUGUGUGUGUGUGUGUGUGUGUGUGUGUGUGUGUGUGUGUGUGUGCGCGCGAGUCAGUUUCACUCCUCAUCAUGAACGGUCAAGAGUUCUGCAAGGCGAGCGUGGAGGAGGCAAAGGACAUCUGGCGGUCUGCGGACGCUGUGUGUUUUGACGUGGACUCUACAGUAAUUCAGGAAGAAGGUCUCGAUGAGCUGGCCUGCUACUGUGGCAAGGGCAGGGAGGUGAAGGAACUCACGGUGCGGGCCAUGCAGGGCGGGAUGAGCUACAAGGAGGCGCUCAAACAAAGACUGGAUCUGCUUCAGCCCAGCCUAGAGACCAUCAGGAGCUUCACGCGAGCACACCCGCCAAAACUCACCAAGGAUGUCGACAAGCUGGUGGAGGUCCUGCAGGAGAGAGGAGUGGAUGUCUACCUUGUCUCUGGUGGUUUUUGCUCCCUCAUUGCUCCUGUGGCCAAGUUGUUAAAUAUUCUUGAAAAUAUAUUUGCUAAUAGGCUCAAGUUCUUUUUUGAUGGUGACUAUGGUGGUUUUGACGAGAGCCAGUUGACAAGCAGGACAGGAGGCAAGGCAGAGGUGGUGUCCUAUCUGAAGAAGCAGGAAGGCUACACACGUCUGGUCAUGGUUGGGGAUGGCAUCACUGACUUGGAAGCCUGUCCCCCGGCUGACACCUUUGUGGGGUUUGGUGGCAAUGUGGUGAGGGAAGUGGUGAAGGAGAAGGCCCCCUGGUUUGUGUAUGACUUCGGGACUCUUAUCGCUGAGCUGCAGAAGGACUAGCAGAGGAGGAAACCAGUGCCUUAUUCAGCGCUGGGGAACACUUGACCAGCUGUGUUGAUGUCUGUCUAUCGGCCUUAUUUGUGUGUGUGUGUGUGUGUGUGUGUGUGUGUGUGUGUGUGUGUGUGUGUGGUGUGUGUGUGUGUGUGUAUGGGUGGUGGUACGGUAAUCGUUUAUGUUCAAUUUGUUUUUUUCUUUAUUUUUUUUAAGGUUUAAUAUUUUUUGGUAAGUAAUUUUCCUUGUUUUUAGUGAAUGUUUGUUUAACCCCUUCAGUACUGGGACACAUUUUUACCUUGAGUUUUGUGUACAACUAGACCAUUUUAUUUACUUUAGGAAGGGUCUAUGGAGGUCAGAAGAUUAAUGGCCAGGAUCUUCACUAUUCUAAUCCCCCUAUAAGUCUCUGAAGCUGUAUAGAAUCACCAAAUAGUAAGCAGAAUGAAUAUGGAAAUGCGUCUUGGCACUGAAGGGAUUAAAGCUUUAAUUUCAUAAUGUGAUUUUGGGUUUAUUUUAUGGCAGCAUGUGUGUGUGGCCGCGUGUGUGUGUGUGGCCAUGUGUGUGUGUUUAUCAGUGGGAUUAGCGCUCCUAUUUUUCUACUUACUUUUGGCUAAA